This is a messenger RNA of Heterocephalus glaber (naked mole-rat), 3287 nucleotides long. RefSeq names its product mitofusin 1 (gene Mfn1). Gene Ontology annotation, molecular function: GTPase activity; GTP binding. The record is from RefSeq and is a predicted model, not a curated record. Gene Ontology annotation, biological process: mitochondrial fusion; mitochondrion localization. NCBI's taxonomy places the organism in Eukaryota, Metazoa, Chordata, Mammalia, Rodentia, Bathyergidae. Gene Ontology annotation, cellular component: mitochondrial outer membrane.
CCGCCCCUUGCCACUCCUCCUGCCUCUUUUCCGAGUCCUCCCUCUCCCAGGACUAUGAGGCUAGCUGGUGGCUGUGGCUGAGUUUCGGUUGCUGGGUGACAAGUCCGAGCUGGGAAAGUAGGGAUAAUGGCAGAAACUGCUUCUCCGCUGAAGCACUUUGUGCUGGCUAAGAAGGCAAUUACUACAAUCUUUGGCCAGUUACUAGAGUUUGUUACUGAAGGAUCGCAUUUUGUUGAAGCAACAUACAGGAAUCCAGAACUUGAUAGAAUAGCCACUGAAGAUGAUCUGUUGGAAAUACAGGGGUAUAAAAACAAGCUUUCUGUUAUUGGUGAGGUGCUAUCUCGGAGACACAUGAAAGUUGCAUUUUUUGGCAGGACAAGCAGUGGAAAGAGCUCUGUUAUCAAUGCAAUGUUAUGGGAUAAAGUUCUCCCUAGUGGGAUUGGCCAUACAACCAAUUGCUUCCUGAGUGUCGCAGGAACUGAUGGUGAUAAAGCCUAUCUUAUGACAGAAGGAUCGGAUGAAAAAAAGAGUGUGAAGACAGUUAAUCAGCUGGCCCAUGCCCUCCAUAUGGACAAAGACUUGAAAGCUGGUUGUCUUGUGCACGUGUUUUGGCCAAAGGCGAAAUGUGCCCUCUUGAGAGAUGACCUGGUUUUAGUAGACAGUCCAGGCACAGAUGUCACAACAGAGCUGGAUAGCUGGAUUGAUAAGUUUUGCCUCGAUGCAGAUGUCUUCGUUUUGGUUGCAAACUCUGAAUCAACACUAAUGAACACGGAGAAGCAUUUUUUUCACAAGGUGAAUGAACGACUUUCGAAGCCUAAUAUUUUCAUUCUAAAUAAUCGUUGGGAUGCCUCUGCAUCAGAGCCAGAAUAUAUGGAAGAUGUACGCAGACAACACAUGGAAAGAUGUAUGCAUUUCUUGGUGGAGGAGCUCAAAGUUGUGGAUCCUUUAGAAGCACGGAAUCGUAUCUUCUUUGUUUCAGCAAAGGAAGUUCUUAGCGCUAGAAAACACAAAAUACAGGGGUUGCCAGAAGGUGGUGGGGCACUUGCUGAAGGAUUUCAGGCAAGGUUACAGGAGUUUCAGAAUUUUGAACAAAUUUUUGAGGAGUGUAUCUCGCAGUCAGCAGUGAAAACAAAGUUUGAACAGCACACUGUCAGAGCUAAGCAGAUACUAGACACUGUGAAAAACAUAGUGGAUUCAAUAAACGUGGCAGCAGCAGAAACAAGGGUUUAUUCAAUGGAAGAGAGAGAAGAUCAAAUUGAUAGACUGGACUUUAUUCGAAAUCAGAUGAAUCUUUUAACACUGGAAGUUAAGAAAAAAAUCAAGGAAGUUACUGAGGAGGUGGCAAACAAGGUUUCAUGUGCAAUGACAGAUGAAAUCUGUCGGCUGUCUGUUUUGGUUGAUGAAUUUUGUUCUGAGUUUCAUCCUAUUCCAAGUGUAUUGAAAGUAUAUAAAAGCGAGUUAAAUAAACACAUAGAAGAUGGUAUGGGAAGAAAUUUGGCUGAUCGGUGUACCAAGGAAGUCAAUGCCUCAAUGCUUCAAUCCCAGCAGGAAAUUAUUGAAAAUUUGAAGCCAUUGCUUCCAGCUGAUAUGCAGAAUAAACUUCAUACAUUGAUCCCUUGCAAGAAGUUUGAUCUUAGUUAUGACCUAAAUUGCCAUAAGUUAUGUUCAGAUUUUCAAGAAGAUAUUGUAUUUCGUUUUUCCCUGGGCUGGUCAUCCCUUGUUUAUCGAUUCUUGGGCCCCACAAAUGCUCAGAGGGUGCUACUUGGAUUAUCAGAGCCCAUCUUUCAGCUCCCUAGAUCUUUAGCUUCAACUCCCACUGCACCUACUAAUCCAGCAACGCCAGAUAACGCAUCACAGGAAGAACUCAUGGUUACUUUAAUAACAGGAUUAGCUUCUCUUACAUCAAGGACUUCUAUGGGCAUCAUAGUUGUUGGAGGAGUGAUUUGGAAAGCUAUAGGUUGGAAACUUGUGUCUGUUUCAUUAAGUAUGUAUGGAGCACUGUAUCUUUAUGAAAGGCUGACCUGGACCACCCGUGCCAAAGAGAGAGCCUUCAAACAGCAGUUUGUGAACUAUGCAACUGAGAAACUGCAGAUGAUUGUUAGCUUCACAAGUGCAAACUGCAGCCACCAAGUACAACAGGAAAUGGCUACCACUUUUGCUCGCCUGUGCCAACAGGUUGAUACUACUCAAAGGCAUCUGGAAGAAGAAAUUGCUAGAUUGUCCAAAGAAAUAGAUCAAUUGGAAAAAAUACAAAACAAUUCAAAGCUUUUAAGAAAUAAAGCCGUUCAACUUGAAAAUGAGCUGGAGAAUUUUACUAAGCAGUUUCUGUGUUAAAGCAAUGAAGAAUCUCAACAAUAGAGAUUGCUCUGAUGACCAUGAUAGGUGGAAAGGGAACUUGGAAGAUGGGGACAGUUGUUAUUUUUAUGAAAUGACUUCAAGAUGAAUUACACUAACUGUACUAAAUAGCAAAUCCCUGUGAAGAUUCUGGUAAUUAUUCAGGCUGUUUGCAUUUCUGAAGAGAGUUAUGGUAGGUCCUUUGUUUUAAUUUUGGGUUUAAAAAAAAGAGACAAAAUUGUUUGUGUUAACAAUGAAUUAGUUAAAAGCAAUAGAACCAACUGUGUGACCCCUGAGGGGGCGGGUCCUUGAGCUCUUCAUUAGGGCUUGCUUUAUUUCUGAUUCUGAAAAACUCUGCUUCCUGGCAUCCAGGAGUUGGAGAGUGAUCCUUUCAUCUUUUUUCUCAAAACUAGUUUUUGAUGCCCUCUUUAAUGGGAAGUCAGUUUUUUGUUUUAUUUUAUGCUGCAUUGCUCUAACCAAGCAGGAUUGUGGAAUGUUCUUGAGUGUACUGUUUAUGCAACUUAACAAUCUCUUGGCCAUUGUGGCAGUAUGUAAACCACUAAUAAAUACAGUUUUUACCCCUUUUAAACUGACGUAAAAUGGUAUAAAGGUUUGUUCAUAUACUUAUAAAAGUAUCUAAAUUAAAAGUUUCCCAAUCUGUUUUUUAAGAAACAUUUUCAGCUUGCUGCAGUUUUGUUUUUUUUUUAAGCUUGCUGCAGUUUUUAAAGUCCAAUAAGGAAAACUUUUUCUGAAGAAUAAAGUUUGGAAUAUCAAAAAUAGCCAAAGAUACAGGAUGUCUGAAUUUGGGUGAUAACAAUAAUGUUUAAAAGUUCAUCAGCAGUAGGCACCUGCUUAAGAUUCUGCUGGAUUGUCUCCCACGAGAGGCUUUUACUUUUAUUUGAUUAUAUGAAUUUGCCCAGGCUUCAUUAAAAAUUACUGUACUUUUUACCUUA